Messenger RNA from Heterobasidion irregulare TC 32-1, 1053 nucleotides. RefSeq lists its product as uncharacterized. The transcript is spliced from 7 exons. Bases 1 to 1053 code for a protein of 350 amino acids. NCBI's taxonomy places the organism in Eukaryota, Fungi, Basidiomycota, Agaricomycetes, Russulales, Bondarzewiaceae. The record is from RefSeq and is a predicted model, not a curated record.
AUGCCCGCCGCGCCCGCCCCGCGCGUGUUCGCCACCCUCGGCAUGUUCAUCAUCGACGAGUUCGCAUCCCUCGACGACGCGGGCACGCCCACCGCGCGCACCCUCGCUCCCCAGGGACGUGCCCCCCGCCCCGCCCCCGCCUCCCCCGCCUCACACGCUCACCUCCCUCGCAGAUCGGCGGCGGCGGCACCUACGCCGCUCCCGCCCGCCGCGCUCGGCAUGAUCGUCGACAAGGGCGCCGACUUUCCGGCGCAUAUCCUCGACUCUCUCAACGCCUACGGCGAGCCCAUGUGGCUCUACCGCGACCACCCAGACCGCCCCACCACGCGCGCGCUCAACGAGUACAAGGGCGACCACCGCGGCUUCGAGUACCUCACACCCCGCAUCCGCAUCACCCCGCGCGACCUCGCCGACACGCCGCUCGCGCGCCCGCAGUACCUGCACUUCAUCUGCUCCCCGUCGCGCGCCCGCGCGAUCAUGGCCGACGUCGAGCAGCUGCGCCCGUGGGCCCCCACCACGAUCUACGAGCCCAUCCCCGACAGAUGCGUCCCCGAAGAGCUCCCAGCCCUCGUCGCCGUCCUCCCCCCGAACGCAGAAGAGGCCCUCGCGCUCCUGUCCAUGCCGCUCCCGGCCACCAAACCCGCCAUCGAGGACGCCGCCGCGCGCCUCCUCGCGCUCGGCGUCGGGCCGGGGCGCAGCGGCUGGGUCAUCGUGCGCAGCGGCGCCCUCGGCGCGUACGUCGCGUCGCGCCAGCGCCGCGGCGAGUGGGUCGACGCCUACUGGGCCCCGGCGGACGCCCCCGCCAAAGUCGUCGACGUCACCGGUGCUGGGAACAGCUUUCUUGGAGGGUUGGCCGCCGGCAUGGCGCUCACGGGCGGGGACGUGUUCAAAUCAACGUUCUACGGCGCCGUGUCGGCGUCUUUUACCAUCGAGCAGCAGGGGCUGCCCCGCCUUCACGUCGCCGCCGACGGCACGACGGAAGAGUGGAACGGCGACAGCCCGCGACGGCGCCUCGACGCCCUCGAAGCGCGGCACGCGCGCGCGCACGCUUAG